AUGGCGACGCAGACGAGAGAACAUGGUGGCCAUGGCCAUCAUCACCAUCACCACCAUGGAAACACGUACCUGACCUCUACGAAUACACAUGAUGCCGGUGUGCGGAUUACACGUCUCGGAUUGGUUGCGAAUCUCGCGAUGGCUAUUGGGAAGUUUAUCGGUGGCUAUGUGUUCCACUCGCAGGCUUUGAUUGCAGACGCCUACCAUGCGUUAACGGAUCUGGUCUCGGACUUCCUGACCCUGGGUACUGUCGCGUGGUCGCUGAAACCUCCGAGCGAGCGAUUUCCAAACGGUUACGGAAAGAUCGAGAGUAUUGGUGCGCUGGGAGUCAGCGGACUCCUGCUCGCUGGUGGUGUAUUUAUGGGUCUGAACUCUGGCCAGGUCUUGCUGGAUCAGUUCUUCCCUGAGGCGGCGUCGGCGAUUUCUCAUCUGGAUCUGGGACACGGCCACUCGCACAGCCAUGCCGACAUUCUUGGGCCUAGCAUCCACGCCGCCUGGCUUGCGGCGGGCUCCAUUGUUGUGAAGGAGUGGCUCUAUCAUGCUACAAUGAAAGUCGCAGUCGAGCGUAAAUCGUCCGUCCUCGCUUCGAACGCCAUCCACCACCGAGUCGACUCCCUCACAAGCAUUGUCGCGCUGUUUACCAUUGGCGGAACAUAUCUAUUCCAAGACGCCUCCUGGCUGGAUCCCGUGGGCGGACUGCUCAUUUCGCUCAUGGUCAUCAAGGCUGGAUGGGGCAACACGCGAACCUCUCUCCUCGAGCUGGCGGAUACGGCCGUCGACGACGAGAUCAAGACCGCUGUGCAGAAGGCUGCAGCCAAAGCUCUCGGUACCAUCAGCGAGGGCGAGUUGAUCAAGAUCCGGGAUGUGCAAGGCAUGAAAUCAGGACAGAACUACCUCAUGGACGUUGAGAUCGCUGUCCCGGGAGCUUGGUCUGUCCAGCGCUCCCGCGAGAUCGAAGAGAAGGUCCGCUCGACCAUUGGGUCCAGCCUUCGCGGGGUCAAGCGCGUCAAGAUCCGCUUCAUCCCCCUCGAGCAGGAAAGCUUGGACUUUUCCGAAGAGUUCAUUUCGCCGGAUGUUAGCAGCCAGGCAAACCCGGAGCCCGAGGAAAGUGUCGAGGAAGAGGCGCACCACGAGCGCGCGAAUGGGCAUAAACAUGACGACGGUGCCCGCAAGAGGCGCUGA
Messenger RNA from Aspergillus mulundensis, 1182 nucleotides. RefSeq names its product cation diffusion facilitator family transporter. The coding region runs from base 1 to 1182 and encodes 393 amino acids. Gene Ontology annotation, molecular function: monoatomic cation transmembrane transporter activity. Gene Ontology annotation, cellular component: membrane. The record is from RefSeq and is a predicted model, not a curated record. Gene Ontology annotation, biological process: transmembrane transport; monoatomic cation transport. The transcript is spliced from 2 exons. Lineage: Eukaryota; Fungi; Ascomycota; Eurotiomycetes; Eurotiales; Aspergillaceae.